Molecule: messenger RNA, 1467 nt
Organism: Spinacia oleracea (spinach)
Lineage: Eukaryota; Viridiplantae; Streptophyta; Magnoliopsida; Caryophyllales; Amaranthaceae
Exons: 3
Coding region: 396-1283 (295 amino acids)
Molecular function (GO): polysaccharide binding
Source: RefSeq, a predicted model, not a curated record
UAACCUUAACAUGUAGAAAAAGAGUAUUAAAAAAAUAAAAAAAGGUUAGCAUUAUUGGAGUAUGAUUACUUGAGAGACACUAAAAGCAUAAUAAAUUGUAGGGAGUAUAGUUGGCUAGUAAAGAAGUUAGAAAAAGUGAGUGAGAAGCAUGGAAACAGAGAGAAAGACGGGCAUCUAUGAUCUACCCACAUACAAUCAAAGGUGAAUCCAAUUCCCCCAUUACCAAAAAAAAAAAGCCAUAUUGGUCCUCCCUUACUUCAUUUCCUCUUUCCAAUACAAAAAUUACACCAUAUUCUCCCAUUUCAGACCCAUAUAAACCAUCCAUAAACGAAUCAAACCAACACUUCCCGUUCACGUAUUCCUUUCUUACUCAUACCCUUUACAAAAUCUAAACCAUGAACCAAAAUCAUCUCUCUCUAUUACUCCUCUUUCUACUCCUCCCACAGGUCUACUCCCAAGUAUGCCAACGCUUCUGCGGCGACAUCCCUCUCCGCUACCCCUUCGGGGGCGGUCCGGGGUGUGGCGACCCUAGGUUUACUAAACAUGUUACAUGCAACCAAAGACAACUCACCUUCAUCACCCACACCGGCUCAUACCCGGUCACCAACAUCGAUUAUGACAAAAAGGUACUUUAUGUUUCUGAUCCAACUAUGUCGUCCUGUUUUUGUACUCAGCCUAGCAAAGGGUUCAGCCUCGACUGGGACGCUCCAUUCUCUUUCGAUGACAGCAGUGUCUUUGCACUACUGGACUGCUCAUUAGAUUCGUCACCUAUAUAUAAAGGCGCUGUCAAUGGGAACAUUACUAACGUCCCCCAGUGUGAUAAUGCAGGUACCACACUCUGCAGCUCGCUCUACUCUUGUCAGCCUAUCAGCCAGCUAAACGUCCCGAUCAACACAUGCUGUGUGUAUGCGCCCGUGGAUCUGGGGCCCGCCUUUGAGAUGGACCUGCAAAAGGCACAGUGCAAGGCAUACACUGCAAUUUACAGCUUCAAUGACCAGGAAGGGAAUCCCGAAGCAUGGAAGUACGGGGUGGCAUUGAAGUACAAGUUCAACGUCAAGAAUGAUUAUCCGAUUUAUUGUAGCAAUUGUGAGAGAAGUAACGGGGCUUGUGCUUUCACUGGAAUUUACAAUACUUUUGUGUGUAAUUGUCCAAGUGGAGUGAACACUUCUACAGACUGUUACUUUCAAAGUGCUUGGAAUUCAGGGCUAAUUCUUUCUCCUUGGGUUAAUGGAAGUUUGAUCCUAUAUUCUAUUAUGCUACUAUUGUUCUGGAUCUCAUGGUAGAAUUACGACAUCACAGUGAAAUUUCAGACAAAAGAACCAGAUCAGACUCGGCGUUCUUUUCCCCUUCUUUUAGUACUCUUAAAGUUCUUAAGAUUUUUGCAUGUAUGUUUUUAUUUUUUUGGGUUUAUUGAGACAAGUAAUUGUAAAAUAUGAUGAUGCAAUUAAAUUUAUGGGUUUAUUCCAA